Cyphellophora attinorum is the source of this 1308-nucleotide messenger RNA. RefSeq lists its product as uncharacterized. The record is from RefSeq and is a predicted model, not a curated record. Gene Ontology annotation, cellular component: cytosol. The transcript has a single exon. Lineage: Eukaryota; Fungi; Ascomycota; Eurotiomycetes; Chaetothyriales; Cyphellophoraceae. The coding region runs from base 1 to 1308 and encodes 435 amino acids. Gene Ontology annotation, biological process: regulation of intracellular signal transduction; cellular response to L-arginine.
AUGACAGACUCACUCAAUCUCAUGAUGGCCCAGAUCUCAUUUUUGGAGCCGCAUCUAGUGUUGAUACACAUCCCGACGGGCCUGUACACAUUGUUCCUGCAGCCGAUCCAACAGCUGCUGUUCGCCGACGACAAUGAUCCUGACCAGGAGUUGAAUUCGUCAUGGACGAAUCGACACGAUUUCCUGAACGUCAGCAUCACGCCUGAAGGAGUGUCCGUAAUCUGUACCCGAUACCUGGCGGACAAAUACUUCUCACCGAUCCAAGAAAGGUGGAAAGACGUGAUCGACGGCUUCGAGAUCGUGGACGAGACCUUCACUGUGAUCCAGGUGGAUGGACAAGGCCUCGACGCCGGUCAGAGGGUGCUGGAGUUAACCAGCCCGUUGGCAAUGGCAGGCAUAUCAAUUUUCUUUAUCACGACUUACUUCAGCGACUUCAUCCUCGUGCCCACAUACGCCCGACGGACCGUUACCACUGCCCUAGAGCAGCGAGGCUUCGUUUUCUCUCGAUCUGCUGAUGCAUUUGUAUCCCAGCUCUCGCCUGCUUCACCUCUGCUGGGCCAUCAUCAUAAUAGAAACAAUAGCCAAAACUCGGCAGACUGGAUCCUUGCGCCAACGACCAGUCACGGGCUGAACAUGCCCUCGACACCGCCCGCUAAGGAUCUGCCGGAAUUGCAACGCCGUACUUUCGACAAGUUGCGCAGGAAUAAGAUCAGCCCAGUUGUCGAUGAUGAGAUGAGGUUACUGACAUGUGCGGGACACGAUGACGACCCUUCCACGUCGGAUCGACUAAAGAGCGAUUUGCUGCAGGUCCUCAUCUCGACCUCCGCGAGCAGUAUUGCCCGAACACCAGCAAAGAGCACAAAUGGCGCACUGAACGGCCACCACGAUGCCGUCAAGCCGCCGAGCAGUGCGGCCUCGUUCUUGUCAAUAACGAUGACUGCCAAUGAUCCAAUAUCGAUAUUCCUCGAAGCUCGACUUCUGGAUCGGCUAGGCGGCGCUCUACUCGGAAACAAAUCUCUUGACUCAGAGGACGUGCUGGUCCCUAUAUCAUUCGACCUUCAGGCGUUGCCUAUGGAGGCGACGGGUAUUGUGUGUGGUGUCGCUGGAUGCCUUGCAGCUGGUGAGACGGGCCGGGAACGGGAGCUUGGCUCGGAUGCCGGACCAGACAGCAACCUCGACAUCACCUUUCUCAGUACAGCAAAGGCUGGCAUCGUGCUGGUGAAGGAGUGUGAUCUUGACCGCGCGAUGCAGGCACUACGCUUUGGGUUCGAGCAGGUUUCGUCCGUUGUUGAUGAAGUCGCAGCAUGA